AUGUGCAACCUACAAGAAGCGCAACAAUCGCCAAAUAAGAAUCAGAACCAAAAGGAUAAUUCAGCACCACGGCAAUCGCCGACGGCUGCCUAUGCCUUGUAUUUGCACCGUGAGGAGUUGCGUCGUCGCAAAAUACACUCGGCACGCACUUCCAUGACCAAAAUUCAAUUGACCAACGAGCUAAUCUCUAAGACCAAGCAGAACAUUAGCAUAUGCAGCAAUGAGGAUCUGCAGAUAUUGGCUCGCGAGACGCUCUUCAAGAAGAACCUGCAACGGCAUCUCCACUACCGUCGAAUGCAGCUACAGGCUUGGAUGCUUGCCAAGCGGCAGGCAAAGAACCCGCAAUAA
Scaptodrosophila lebanonensis is the source of this 348-nucleotide messenger RNA. RefSeq lists its product as uncharacterized. The record is from RefSeq and is a predicted model, not a curated record. NCBI's taxonomy places the organism in Eukaryota, Metazoa, Arthropoda, Insecta, Diptera, Drosophilidae. Bases 1 to 348 code for a protein of 115 amino acids. The transcript has a single exon.